This is a messenger RNA of Solea senegalensis (Senegalese sole), 4612 nucleotides long. RefSeq names its product family with sequence similarity 13 member A (gene fam13a). The transcript has 25 exons. NCBI's taxonomy places the organism in Eukaryota, Metazoa, Chordata, Actinopteri, Pleuronectiformes, Soleidae. Bases 243 to 3521 code for a protein of 1092 amino acids. The record is from RefSeq and is a predicted model, not a curated record. Gene Ontology annotation, biological process: signal transduction.
GCUUGAACAUAGUCCACCGGUGUCCUGACAGAACUUUGACUCUUCUCUGGAUUGUCGGUGUUGUGCUUUUGGAUUAUAUUGAUGGCGUAUGUUAUGACAAGGAUUUCCACCACUGGGAAGAAUCCAGAACUGUGUCCUGGCACAGAGUAAGGAGAAGAGAAGGAGGAGGAAGAGGAGGAGGAAAGUUAGAAGCAGUUUUUCCCCACCUCAUCUUUGUCUCUGCAGUUUUCUUCUGUGGGAGAAUGGGGGCAGGAGCUCUGACUAUCUGUCACAACAAGACGGCUGUGCUGGUGAAAGAAGACAUGAAGAAGAUGGUCCAGAUCCCCAUGCUCAGAACCAGGACUGUGGCAGCAAAGCACACCAAGCUGUUUGGCGCCUCCCUGUUUGAGCUGCGAGACAAGGGCCUGGUGAAGGAUGGUGCGCCUCUGGUGGUGCGGAGGAUGGUGGAGCAUCUUCGCAAACAUGCCCUGCAUCACGAGGGCCUGUUCAGAGUCAGUGGGAACGUCCGCGCCGUGGAGACCCUGAAACAGCGGCUGGACGUUGGCGAGGAAGUGGACCUUCUCUCUGAAUGUGACGCAUGUACGGUGGCCAGUUUGCUCAAACAGUAUCUCAGGGAACUACCAGAGGGUCUCAUAGACGCGACAGUCCAACAGGCGCUGAUACAGCACUACCAAGAGAGCGGCGAUGACGGUUCAUGGUCCGAAACCAGAGAGCUUCUCCAGCAGCUUCCAGAUGUCCACCUCAGUCUCCUUCGCUACCUUUGCCACUUCCUCGCGCUUGUGGCGUCCAACCACAACGUCAACCGCAUGACCGCCCUCAACCUUGCCACGGUCUUUGGACCCAGUGUCUUCCAUGUGGCUCCAGGUUUUGAAGCAAUGAAGGACCAAAAUAUCUGCAACAAGGUCAUGGUCAAGCUCAUCCAGAACUACAGCAGUAUAUUUGAGACACACAAAGAGGAGCUGUCCACCAUGAUCUCUGUCAAGGGGACGCACGUGACGGAUGUAGACACGGAGAAGUCGCCCAGCCACCUCGAUGCAAAGACACCGGCAACAGUUCCCAGGACAAAAGAAGGAGAAAAAGACCUGGCAGGAAAUGAUGGACUUCCUACUAAUUCUGUAAUGGACAGACCAAGGAGGAAGAAGAUGAGGAAGGUGAGGAGUGACCGUUCGCCUGAAACUGUCCCACAGCCCAGCCGCUCUGCUCGAUUACCUCAUGUGAGGCCUUGCUCCAUACCAAUAGUUGUGCCCCUGACUUCUGGACUGCGGAGCCUCAGUCCAGAAGCAAUGGAGACGACUCCCAUAACUCUGACUCGCCAGGAUGCCCCAGACACUGCCUCGCACCGCAGCCCUCUCAAUGUCAGCCCCUCUGGCAGCACGGAGGCCCUAAGUAGUUCCCAAGAAGAAGAGAGGCCGAUAUCUCCUUUCUUCAUGAGUAACCACCUCUCCCCUGUCUGCUGCACUCCAGAUGUGGUGAAUUUCCUGGACAGGACGAUACGUUCAGCAGUGGAGCAGCACCUGUUUAAUAUAAACCCUUUAGGGGAUCAAGGUUCGGAGGAGUGUGAGUUGAGCCCAUGUAGGACAUCUCUAAAGGUGACGCCAACUGCGCGACAGAGACGUCGACACCAGAGAGACCAGAAGCAGCAGCAGGAGGAGGAGGAGAAGGAGGAGGAGGAGGAGCAUCUGAGACGUCGAGAAAGAGACAGGGCUGUGUCCGUCAGGUCGGACACCAACAAGGAGAACAUCCCAUCCAGCAGUGGAAGACAUUCUGGAAGCGUGGGGGAGAACACGGUCGGCAGCAGCGUGGACUCACACGGAGGUCACACGGGUCAAACCCCCAAACCCAGGAAGUCAAAACAGAACCCUACACUGGUGCAGCUCACUGACAACAAGGAUGUUCACACGGUAAAAGAGUGUGUGGACAGACGACCUGGAGCAAAACACAUGGAUACAUUUCAGAAAGGGAAUGACAUUUCAAGAAGAGGGGAGCGCCGUUCUCCUCCACAGACGCUAAGGAUGAAGAUCCAGGACUCGCCUGUCACUUGUGACACGGGGAGGGUCAGUGGAGGUGGAGGUGGUGGUGGAGGAGGAGGAGGAGAGGCUCGAGACUCGGACUGCGAGAGGUCGAGCUGUGAGGAUGUUCCUCGCCUGGACCUGACGACACUGACCGAGGAGACUGACAACUGGGGAGAACCUGUUCCAGCGUACUCAUCGCUGCAGAGGGAGAGCAUGGACCGCGAGGAAGCUCGUCUGUCUCCUCACGCCGGCGGACGACUGAUCAGCCAGCUGCUGGAGGAAGACAGCGACCCGAUGGUGUCCCCUCGCUUCUACGCCUAUGGACACAGCCAGCAGUACCUGGACGACACUGAAGUGCCUCCCUCGCCUCCAAACGCGCAUUCUUUCAUCAGUCGCAGGCGAAGUUCAUCGCUCGGCUCGUGUGACGACGAGAAAGAGGAGCUGACGACGGCUCAGCUCACGAAGAGGAUUCACGUCCUGAAGAAAAAGAUCCACAGAUUUGAAGAGCGGUUUGAAGAGGAGCGAAAAUACAGGCCCUCCCACUGUGAUAAAGUUGCAAACCCGGAAGUGCUGAGGUGGGUGAAUGAACUGGCCAGACUGCGUAAGGAGCUCAAAGAACACAAGCUGAUGAAGUCUGAGGAGGAUCUGCCGCCGCUGACCCGUCAGCGCAGCAACACGCUGCCCAAAAGCUUUGGCUCUCAGCUGGAGAAGAAGCCUCAGCAGGAGAAGGUGCCGAAGCCGCCGGUGGAGUCGACGCUGGAGGCGAUUCUGAAGAAGCUGCAGGAGAAGAGGGAGGAGGUGAACCGCCCCGAGGACAUCAAGGAUAUGACACGGGAGCAGAUCGGAGCAGAGAAGGUGGCGCUACAGAAAGCGCUCCUCUACUAUGAGAGCAUACACGGCCGACCUGUCACCAAGAGCGAGAGGCAAAUCAUGAAACCGCUUUAUGACAGAUAUCGCCUGGUCAAGCAGAUCCUGUGCAGAGCCUCCACCAUCCCUGUCAUUGGCUCUCCCUCCAGCAAGCGCAGAGGGCCCCUCCUUCAGCCCAUUAUCGAGGGCGAAACCUCGCUCUUCUUCGACGAUAUCAAGGAAGAGGAGGACGGCUCCGAGGACGACAGCGACUCAAAGACCCAGUUCACCGUGACCGUCCGGCCUGACCUCAGCAUGCUCAGCUUCCUGGACCACUUGGACGAGGAGGUGGACGGUUUCAUUUCCCCAGUGGAUGACCUCUCUCCGUCCAAACACGCCAUCGACAUGAGGCUGUCCAACCUCCACUCUGCAACCAUAGAGGAACUUGUGGAGCAGCUCCAGGAAGCCAGAGAGGAGAAGAAGAGAAUCCGCAAAAACCUGAAGGAGUUUGAGGACCAGUUCUUCAGACAAAACGGAAGAAAUGUGCAGAAGGAGGACCGCUCCCCUUUGGCAGGAGAGUACACCGAAUACAAGCACAUCAAAGCCAAGCUGCGGCUGCUGGAAGUCCUCAUCAGCAAAAGAGACUCGACCAAGUUCAUCUGAGGGAACCGAUGACAGGACUGUUGCUUCGUUUUCUGGAGGUACAGUCAGUCACAUCUCAACCUGCAGGAGGAGAGAGCUGACGCUGCCUCAUGCCGUCAGCUGUGCUGCUCAUGACUGUAGCUGAGGAAGCAGCAGCAGCAGCAGCAGCAGCAGCAGCAGGGUUUUCCCCCCGGACGCCCGCAGAGAGACAACAAACCACGCCUGAUUAUAGCCACUCAAACGUCUCCGGCAUCACUUGACAGGUUUUCUUUAGACGUUCACAAGAGGACAUAAGAUGUCUCUUCCUGACUGAAGCAUGGAGCGCACAAAUAACCUGAAUCACACUUAUACUGCUAAUAAUUUAUUUUAUUCUCUCGAAUGCGUUUCAUGAGAACUGAAGUUUUCUUUUUCUUUUUUCCGCGUUACGCUUUAAUGUAGAAAGUCUUUAAAAAAUAUACAUAACUUGUAAGUAAAAUAACGGAUGAAUGAAAUCACUGCUAUUUUUUAAAGAAGGAUUCUGUGAUCAAAAUGUUGAGUGUUUAUUUUGUAAGGGAGAUGUUACUAUUUGUAUAACUUUCAAUCAGCUGGACAGUGUUGACUAAAACGAUGGCUUUCACUGUUUGAGUCGUUAAAAAGAAGUGGUUUUCUAAUUCUAAUAGAAUCAAAAGACACAAACUGAACCAAACCUGCUCGAAUAUUCAUUUGUUUGGAUACAACGACGGCCCGUCUGUUUCCCCCUGUACCUGACUCGGCAUACGACUGUAUAUUUUAUGCAUUUAAUAUCCUUUUCCUGCCCUUUAACUUUAACUUUAAGUCAAACGGGCAAUUUAAUCUCUUUGGGAAUCGCCGGUGUGUUUGUGUUCACACUGUUUCCUUCUCGUCCGUCCUCGGAUCAGUUUGUUCUUUUGUAAAUAUGGAUCAAUGUGUAUGUUUACAUUUCUGUGAGCGAGUACUUUUUCCUGUCUUUCUCCAAAAUGGAUGAUUAUCAGUGUGAAUUUUGUUUUUACUGAAUUUAAACACUGUCAAGGCUUAAUGAGUUUUGAGUGUGUACAUUUUAGUACAUAAAUUGUAUUUGUAUUUUGUAUCAUGAAUGAAAUCAUAUUUUUACUGAA